Mya arenaria is the source of this 1058-nucleotide messenger RNA. RefSeq names its product transmembrane emp24 domain-containing protein 3-like. Gene Ontology annotation, cellular component: endoplasmic reticulum-Golgi intermediate compartment; COPII-coated ER to Golgi transport vesicle; endoplasmic reticulum. The coding region runs from base 263 to 907 and encodes 214 amino acids. The record is from RefSeq and is a predicted model, not a curated record. Gene Ontology annotation, biological process: endoplasmic reticulum to Golgi vesicle-mediated transport; Golgi organization; intracellular protein transport. The transcript has a single exon. Lineage: Eukaryota; Metazoa; Mollusca; Bivalvia; Myida; Myidae.
GUUACGAUUGGUAACUGACGACAUGUUUUUUUCUUGAAAUCAAUUAAUACGCUUUCAUUUACAAGUACUGCUGAUGAAUACACAUACUGUUAUGUUAAGGGAAUAAAAGGUUUGAAGAAAAAAUAAUCGCAUUGUAAUACUUCGAAACAUUAAUCCACGGGACUUACCAAAUAAACAUGUUUUAAGAAGUUUUGGAGCAAUAGCAACGUCAUUGUUUUGUAUUUAUAGUUUGCUCAGAAUUGACUCAAACUUACUAGUAAAAAUGAUUGGUUUGUGUUUUGUUGGUGUACUUAUAAUGUGCAGUGUUUCCGCUAGCGGAACAGCUCUGAUGUUUGAACUUCCGGACCGGAAACGAUUUUGUCUCAGCGAGGAAUUUGAGGGUCCUAAAGAUUACGUGCUCGAAUAUAGGGUCAUGAAAGGAGGAAAAAAUGACGUAGACGUCUCCGUAAGAAGUCCUAAUGGAAAAAUAAUUCAUAAGAAAUCGCAAGUGAAAGAAGGGAAAUUUGAAUUUGAAACGUCAAGAGGAGACUAUCAAUUUUGUUUCAGCAACGAGUUUUCUUCUUGGGUUCAUAAGACGGUGUUCUUUGACCUUCGACCUGCGGACAUUAACUCAUUGGCUGGGGAAGCCGGAAAUGAGGUUCCGUUUGUUAGGAAUUCAGCGGAAAACUCUUGUGACGAAAUCCACGAGACUAUGACGUCAGUGAUGCGAUAUCAACGCGACUUCAGAAUCAAAGAGUCCAUCGGACGUCACAUCGCAGAGACGGUACAUUCCCACGUGACUUGGGUUUCCCUUCUGCAGACUUUCGCCAUCCUGCUGACGGGCCUUGGACAAUCAUUUCUUCUCAAACGAUUUUUCACUGAAAAGUCUUCAGACAGUGUAAUAAGUUCAAUUAAGGCGGAAACUUAAUAACUAGUUUCAUUUAGAAUACAUUUACACUUACAACAUAUUUUAAGAGACGAGUGUCAACAUUGUUAUUGACUACGCUAAUCAUUAUUCUGUAUCAACAAAGUUGUAAGGUGUUUAUGAAUGUUACUUAUAUGUUUAUAUGAAAUCACCU